AUGAUGGUCAAGAAUGGACCUCUUCUUAGUAGGAUCGUGAGACUCUACUCGAGUCACGCAGCCGCUGAGUCGGCAACGCCCACCAUUUCGCUGACGUUGAUCUUGUCGCGUCCACCGGUCAUCACGCAUGAAGCAUCGGCUUUUGAGACGCAAUUCUACAAGUACCAGCUGGAGCUAUGGAGAAGGCUCAUGUGGACUUUUCCCAAGUGGUUUUACUUUAAAACCGGCACCUUGGCCGAACAGAGAUACAAGGUGAUCAACAAAAACCCCGUGAGUGACGACAGAAAAGUCUUGUUUCCGCGCGGAAGGCCCGAUCUUAGACACCUGAGAGAUAGACGUUUCCGGGAAUACAUAAGGGCGCCAAAGACGUAUAAAGAAGAAGACGAGUUGGUUGGCAUUGACCAAAGCGAGCAGAAGGAGAGUGAAUUGACAAAGAAGAUUGUGCCAAACUCGAGAACCACCGAGGCUGACCGUUUGAACGACACCACGUCGUUGGAGAGACAAUUGAGUCGGACUCUUUUCUUGGCUGUGCAGCGCAAGGGUGAAACAAGCUGGAAGCUACCAUCAUUUAAAGAGCAGCCGGGAGAAUUGAUCCCGCUACACUUGUUGGCUGAACAGGGGCUCCGAAGCAUUGGAGGCAGCGCGAUCAACUACUUCAAUGUGGCAAAGACCCCAUGUCAUCAUGAAGGAGACGCCAAGUCGAGGGAAUACUUUAUCAAAUCGCACAUACUAUCGGGAGUGUUUGAGCCACAAUCGGAAGAUAUCAAGUUCCAGUGGCUCACCAAGCAGGAAUUGAAGGACUCACUACCCAAGGAAUACUAUGAAAGGGUACUGCAUUUGUUCAACGAUGUUUAA
Lodderomyces beijingensis is the source of this 855-nucleotide messenger RNA. The record is from the annotation of a GenBank genome assembly. Lineage: Eukaryota; Fungi; Ascomycota; Pichiomycetes; Serinales; Debaryomycetaceae.